AUGAGUGAUCCAUUCAGCCUUGAGGACAAUUUGUUGUUCCUAGUAUUACUGAUACUAAGGAACAUCGCUAGCGUUAGCUUUGUGCUAUCCUGCAUCACCCAAAGAUACAUUCAACAACAGGAGGCUGACCAGGCUUAUAUUCAUUUCCUUCAACGUAUAAGCAAAGAACAAGACAAAGAGAUUUUACGACGCAAAAGACGAGAAUGGGACUUAGAACUGGGCAGCAAAAAUGGAAAACUAAUUUGGAAGAUUGAAGACUUUGAAAAAACAUCGAGAAAACGCGUGUUCAUGGAGUCCCCUCUGCUGAUGACAAGCGCCCAAGGCUAUGCAGUUCGCCUGAAUGUUCACUUUGAAGGUGACCAAGGUCAGCACCUAUCAUUCUCUCUUCGAGUCCAAAAAGGUGAGCACGACGGGGCACUGGAAUGGCCGUUUCGACCCGAUAUCCGUAUUGGUGUCAUCAAAUUCCCCAACGAACCAUUGGAAUUUGAAAAGAAACUUGAUUUCAGAAGUGCUGAUUUGAGCCAGAGCGUGGGGCUACAGCAGCCGGUGUCAGGGGAAAACCCCAAGAUAGAUUUGGUCACCAUACAGACCAGUGACAUUUUGGAACGUGGAUGUUUAAUUGAAGGAACACUGUUCGUGGAGUGUACUGUUCAAAAUAUAAAAAGAAAUGUUGAUUUUCAGCAAAAUUCUAAUUAG
Messenger RNA from Lingula anatina, 696 nucleotides. Its product is annotated as TNF receptor-associated factor 2-like. NCBI's taxonomy places the organism in Eukaryota, Metazoa, Brachiopoda, Lingulata, Lingulida, Lingulidae. The record is from RefSeq and is a predicted model, not a curated record.